CCUACGUUUACAGGAAAGCUCUGGCAGUCCUUCCAUCGGUCCGUCACCUGGUCCUUGAUAGCAUUUUCAUUCCGUUGUCCACCUCCCAAUCAGCAAACAUCGUUACUCUGACUAUCAGUCAUGUCUACGUUGAUGGCGCAGGGUUUAGUAACUUCAUCAAUGCCUGUGACCACAUCCAGGAAUUAACCCUGGACCAAACACGGAUGGGCUGGAGCACGGACAUCACUUUAAUCCCAUCUCUCCAUACACUAUCCAUUUCCGUUUCCCCUAUACUCCCUGAUACCGGAAGGUUUCUUGACUAUUACAGGAUGCCUCAGCUCCAAUACUUUACACUGAGCAUGCCAUCCAUAUUGGGCGAUCAUCAUGAUGCCAUAGAAGAUCACCUGUACACGGUGCAGGAUUUCAUGAUGGACACCCCGACGAUCAGUGCCGUUACCCUGAAGAGUGGAAUUAGAAUCUUAUCUUAUGCCCUCAAAAUAUUAUGGACUCCUUCACCUUAUCUGGGACCCGAAACACUCCCCGGCGUCACGGACCUCACUAUUUCUGUUUGGAAGGACCUUGUUUGGUCUCCAGGGGACAUAACUCAGAUUCAAUGCCUGAUCAACGCUCGCUUGGAAGGCCCUCGGGCAAAGCUGAGGCCACUUCAGAGAUUAUCGGUACCACGUUUCAUAUUUGAGGAUGAUGCAGAUUGGAUUCGAGGUGAGGUGCCAGAGUUGGAACUGACUGAUUGAUAGUUGUGCUUUGAACGCAACUCCAAUUCGAGACAAGCUGAUCAAACGGCUCGCAACAGCCCCACCCUCUGCGGUAAGUGGGCCGCAGAGUUAACAUUCCGAGCACGCGGAAUUCCGCCCAAUGAAGGAGGACGGGAUUGAACUCAUCUUGUUAUUUUCAACUUUAUUUUUAUGUAUUUAUUCCGAGAACCCAUCGCGCUC
This is a messenger RNA of Cantharellus anzutake, 932 nucleotides long. RefSeq lists its product as uncharacterized. The transcript has 3 exons. Bases 204 to 731 code for a protein of 175 amino acids. Lineage: Eukaryota; Fungi; Basidiomycota; Agaricomycetes; Cantharellales; Hydnaceae. The record is from RefSeq and is a predicted model, not a curated record.